Molecule: messenger RNA, 3543 nt
Organism: Myripristis murdjan (pinecone soldierfish)
Lineage: Eukaryota; Metazoa; Chordata; Actinopteri; Holocentriformes; Holocentridae
Product: extracellular calcium-sensing receptor-like
Exons: 14
Coding region: 16-3543 (1175 amino acids)
Biological process (GO): G protein-coupled receptor signaling pathway
Cellular component (GO): plasma membrane
Molecular function (GO): G protein-coupled receptor activity
Source: RefSeq, a predicted model, not a curated record
CACUACAACCAGGAGAUGCCAGACCUCAACUGCACUUACAGACCGUCAGCAGUCAAGUGCAAUGGCUUUGAUCCUAGGGCUUUCCGCUGGGCUCAGACUAUGAGGCUGGCAGUGGAGGAGAUAAACCAGAGUAAGGAGCUCUUGCCCAAUCACACUCUUGGAUAUAAAAUCUUUGACUCGUGUGCAUAUCCACUGACAGGCCAGAGGGCUGCUCUGGCUGUGCUGAAUGGGCCAAAUGAAGCCCACUCACCCACAUGCACCGGUGCCUCUCCACUCCUCGCUGUGGUUGGGGAAUCUGGCUCUGCUCAAUCAAUCGUGGUGUCAAGAAUCCUUCAGCCCUUCAGAAUCCCAAUGAUCAGCUAUUUCUCAUCCUGUGCAUGUCUCAGUGAUAGGAGAAAGUAUCCCACCUUCUUCAGAGUGAUCCCCAAUGAUGACUACCAGGUGAAGGCCAUCGCCCAGCUGCUGCUUCGCUUCAACUGGACCUGGGUGGGUUUAGUGCGAGGCGACCAUGAAUAUGGCCGCUUUGCUGUGCAAGGUCUGCUUAAGGAGUUACAAGGGAGCAAAGUGUGUAUAGCAUACCAAGAGAUGAUCCCUCUGCUCUACAAUCGCCAGAGGGCCCUAGAGAUCAUGCAGGUGAUGCGCAGCUCUCAGGCAAAGGUGGUGGUCGUGUUUUCAGCCGAGGGGGAGAUGACUCCCUUCUUGAGGGACUAUAUGAAGGAGAAUAUCACGGGGAUCCAAUGGGUGGCUAGCGAGGCCUGGGUCACAGCCUCUGUCUUUACAGGGAGUGAAUAUUACCCGUACCUGGGGGGCACUAUUGGCUUUGGCAUCAGACAGGGUCAUAUCCCAAAGCUCAGUGACUACCUGCAGACAGUGGAGCCACACAGGUACCCCUCUAACACACUGGUGCUGGAGCUGUGGGGGGCUCUGUAUGGCUGCUCUCCCUCUCCCUCUUUCAGCUCUUUGUUACCUCCCUGCUCAGGCCAAGAGACCCUCUUGGAGCAGCACUCAGCUUACAUGAACACCUCCAGCCCCAGGGUGUCUUAUAAUGUCUAUAAGGCUGUAUAUGCAAUUGCGCAUGCCCUGCAAAACCUUCUCCUCUGUAAACCAGGCAGUGGCCCCUUCCGCAACAACUCAUGUGCUCAAAGUAACAACAUACAUCCCUGGCAGCUCCAACACUAUCUUCAGGAGGUGGCAUUCAGCAUAGAUGGAGAGGAGGUGAAUUUUGACCUGAAGGGCGACUCUAUACCGUACUAUGACAUCAUCAACUGGCAGCGAGGAAGUGGGGGGAAGAUUGAGUUUGUCAACGUGGGUUUGUUUGAUGGCACCAAAACUGCAGGAAAGGAGCUGGUGAUCCAGGAGGAAAAGAUAAUGUGGGCCGGACAUCAGAGUGAGGUGUUGGUGUCUGUAUGCAGUGCCAGCUGUCUUCCAGGGUCCCGGAAGGCUGUCCGUCGUGGGGAGCCUGUGUGCUGCUUUGACUGUGUACCAUGUGACAGCGGCAAAAUUAGUAAUCAGACAGACUCCGUAGACUGCACUCUUUGUCCUCAGGAUUUCUGGUCAAACACAGAAAGAACAGCCUGCAUCCCCAAGAAGGUGGAGUUCUUGACCUAUGAUUCUUUGGGCAUAGCCCUGACAGCGAUCGCCGUGGUGGGUGCCUGUCUCACCAUAGCUGUCCUUGCCAUUUUCUUUUAUCAUAAGAACACAGCCAUAGUGAGUUACUUUGCCACAUGUGCCUGCCUGAGUGACCAGCAACAGUUCCCAUCCUUCUUUAGAACAAUCCCAAGUGAUGCCUUCCAGGUGGUAAAGCAGAAUGUGACAGGUUUGCAAUGGAUGGCCAGUGAAGCCUGGACAGCCGCUACUUUGCUGCAAACCCCCCAUCUCAUGCCAUACCUGGGGGGCACUCUGGGUAUUGCCAUCCGUCGAGGAGAGAUACCAGGACUCAGGGACUUCUUGUUAGGAACACGUCCUGGCAAAGUGACAAAAAACAACUAUGGAAACAGCAUAGUGAGGCAGUUUUGGGAGUACACAUUUCAGUGUCGAUUCUCACCACCUCCGGCAGGGUGGUUAGAUACUGGGGGAGCACUGUGCACUGGACAGGAAGAUCUGGAGAGUGCUGUGACUGAAUUUUUGGAUGUGUCAGACCUGAGGGCACAGUACAAUGUGUACAAGGCAGUGUAUGCCCUGGCAUAUGCCCUUGAUGACAUGUUGCAGUGUGUGCCAGGCAGAGGGCCUUUCAGCGGGCACAGCUGUGCCAGUUUACAGAAACUGCAGCCAUGGCAGCUUGUGCAUUACUUGGACAGGGUCAACUUCACCACAGCAUUUGGUGAUCAAGUGUCAUUUGAUGAGAAUGGUGACGCCUUACCAAUCUAUGAUGUGAUGAACUGGUGCUGGCUCCCUGAUGGGAGCAUAACGGUUCACAAUGUGGGUGUUGUUAAGAAGUCAGCCUCCACAGGUGAAGAGCUCACACUGGAUGAAGACAGGAUCUUCUGGAAUUUUGAACCCCAAAAGCCGCCCCGGUCAGUGUGCAGUGAGAGCUGCCCACCAGGCACCCGCAUUGCCAGAAGGAAAGGAGAACCUGUGUGCUGUUUUGACUGCAUUCCUUGUUCUAACGGAAAGUUCAGCAAUGAGACUGAUUCUAUAGACUGCAUCAGCUGUCCAGAGGACUUCUGGUCCAGCCCUCAGCGUGACCACUGCAUCCCCAAAACAAUAGAGUUCCUCUCCUACCACGAGCCCUUGGGUAUCUGCUUGACAACCGCCUCAUUGCUAGGCACACUCAUCUGCACCAUUGUGCUGGGAGUCUUCAUCUAUCAUCGCAGCACUCCCAUGGUGCGUGCCAACAACUCAGAACUCAGCUUCCUGCUCUUGCUGUCACUCAAACUAUGCUUCCUGUGCUCGCUGCUGUUCAUUGGUCGUCCCAGGUUAUGGACAUGCCAGCUGAGGCAUGCAGCAUUUGGGAUCAGCUUUGUGCUGUGUGUCUCAUGUAUCCUGGUGAAAACCAUGGUGGUGUUGGCUGUAUUCAAGGCCUCCAAACCUGGAGGUGGAGCCAGUCUCAAAUGGUUUGGUGCUGUGCAGCAAAGAGGGACAGUUUUGGUUCUUACUUCCAUUCAGGCAGCAAUCUGCACAGCCUGGCUUGUCUCUUCCACACCAACUCCUCAUAAAAACACACAAUACCACAGUGACAAGAUAGUCUAUGAGUGUGUCAUAGGGUCCACGGUUGGUUUUGCAGUGUUACUGGGCUAUAUUGGCUUCCUGGCUAUCCUCAGCCUCCUCCUAGCGUUCCUGGCAAGGAAUCUUCCAGACAACUUCAAUGAGGCCAAGCUCAUCACUUUCAGCAUGCUGAUCUUCUGUGCUGUGUGGGUUGCCUUUAUCCCUGCGUAUAUCAACUCCCCAGGAAAAUAUGCAGAUGCUGUGGAGGUAUUUGCCAUCAUGGCCUCCAGUUUUGGCCUCUUGAUGGCACUGUUUGGACCAAAGUGUUUUAUAAUCCUGCUGAGACCUGAGAGGAACACCAAGAAAGCUAUCAUGGGCCGAGGCACCAGCAAGAAAUAA